Oreochromis niloticus (Nile tilapia) is the source of this 1958-nucleotide messenger RNA. RefSeq lists its product as uncharacterized. Gene Ontology annotation, molecular function: nucleic acid binding. The record is from RefSeq and is a predicted model, not a curated record. Bases 583 to 1755 code for a protein of 390 amino acids. Lineage: Eukaryota; Metazoa; Chordata; Actinopteri; Cichliformes; Cichlidae. The transcript has 3 exons.
UUCUCAGUCGCUUUGGUGCGUUUCUCAGAUCAGAAUUGAAAUUCUCAUAACUAUUAGUUCAACCUCCACAACACUCAGUCAUUUGUGCACAUCAUAGUAGCAAUUCCUCCCCUCUCUGAACAAACUGCAAAUGAUUUUGGACAUGAAUCAGUUGCUUCCAUACAUUUCCCUGCUGCUUUCUGACAUUUCCAUUUGCUUAUGUCAUGUCAGUCAAAAGUAAUCAUACCUAUGGAUGCUGAAUAGUCGUUCCCAAUAAAACUAAUAGUCAUACAUCCAUUGCUUGAGUCAUCACACACAAAAUUGUUGAACUAGUUAUCACAUGCCAAAUAUUGGCCAUCUGUCAAGCAAAUCCUAUACCUUUCUGUAUCAUUUUUCCUGGAAAUGGCUCCGAAAUUGAACAAUUGAUCUCAGGUGAAUUACAGCUGUCACUUAUGAGGAGGCGUGUGAAAGUUCAGUUGUAACCAAUGACAAACAACUUGUUCACUGUCAAUUAUGGAUGAAUCCUGUGAAUCCCCAAUUGGCAAGCAUAUAUAAACUGCGCAGGAGCUAGUGUGUACCAUUUCUACACUUCUGUGACACAAAAUGGAAGGUCAGCACCGUGGAAGAGGGGUGAGGAUGCGGGGAGGAAGGGGAAGGGGAAGAGGGAGAAGAGGCAGAUAUAGGCGGAUUCCUAAUGAAAUAAGGGCUACAAUUGUGGACCAUGUUGUCAAUCACGGCCUCACCAUGGAGGAGGCUGGUCGAAGGGUGCAACCCAAUAUUGGAAGAACUACUGUCAGUUCAAUCAUUCAAACAUUCCGUAGGGAAAACAGGAUUGAAAGACAACCUCGCGGAGGCGGAAGAGGGCCCCUUUUUACCCCACAGCAAGAAGAAGCCAUUUGUGCAAUGGUCAUUGCAAACAAUGCAAUAAAGCUGAGAGAAAUACAAAGCGCUGUCAUAGAGAAUCACACAGUAUUUGGCAAUAUUGAAUCUGUUUCAAUUUCAACAAUUGACAGAGUACUCAAGAAGAAUGAAAUCCACAUGAAGCAAUUGUAUAAAGUGCCAUUUGAACGAAACAGUGACAGGGUGAAGGAGAUCCGUCACCAGUAUGUGCAGCGUGUACUGGAGCUGGAAGCCAGGGAAACACUGCACACAUUCAUAUAUGUUGAUGAGGCAGGUUUCAAUCUGGCCAAAGGCAGAAGGCGUGGAAGGAAUCGCAUUGGACAGAGGGCAACCACUGAAGUUCAUGGUCAGCGCGGAGGGAAAAUUACCAUGUGUGCAGCCAUCUCAGACAACGGCGUCCUCACCCAUAUCCCCCUUCUUGGUCCAUACAAUACCCAACAUCUCCUGACAUUUUUAGACACUCUUUACAGGGACCUAGUCCCUGAGAAUGCGAGAGGUGGAGGCCAACUCAGCAAGUAUGUUGUUGUCUGGGAUAAUGUCCGUUUUCACCACUCCCAUCAGGUCAGAGAGUGGUUUGCAGCACAUGACAGAAUUCUGGUUGAAUAUCUCCCUCCAUAUUCCCCAUUCCUUAAUCCAAUAGAGGAGUUUUUCUCUGCCUGGAGGUGGAAAGUUUAUGACCGGCAUCCACAUGAGCAAAUGGCCCUGCUAGCAGCCAUGGAUGCAGCAUGUGACGACAUCACAGCAGGGUCCUGCAGAGGAUGGAUUCGCCACUCCAGGAGAUACUUUCCUCGCUGCAUUGCGAGGGAUAACAUCUGUUGUGAUGUUGAUGAAAAUAUGUGGCCAGACAGACAGGAACGUCUGGAUGUGCCAGAAUGAUUUACUGUACUGUUACAUGUGCUGUUUAUUGUUCACAUUAGUGCACAGCUCUACCAAAUGGGUGAUUUUAUGUUUACAUGUAUUCUACAGUGAACAAGUGACUGUAGCAUAUUUUUCUUUUGCACAAUUCUGUAGGAUUACAAACACUUCUACACAAUGGAAAUGUGAAACGUACGUAUUCAGUGUCUCAGUUACUCCCAAGA